UUACUCAAACUCGCGUGAAGUGCACUAAAUAAAAAGAAAUAUAAAAUAUUAUUAAAUAUUAAGUUUCUAAAUGAAGAGCUUAUGGCUUACUGCGAAUUCGUUACGCCUAUGGUAUCACUGUUUCAUUAGAAAACGAUUGCCAAACGUGCAUAUUAAAGCUGUAAGGGCUGUUGCUGGUGAAUCCAUUCUGUGUUGGCCAAGUAUGACAUUGCCUAAAGGGUUGCGCCACGUGCAAACUCAGCACGGUGACGACACGGUGGAUGUACAAAACAUUUUUCUAUUCCGGUCGGACAUCAACAACAUAAAUACCGCCGCUUCAAUUGCCGACGGCGUCGGUGUCUCAACUGAGGCUCCGAGUGUUGCUGCUAAUGCGAAUGCUAAGGACAAAAUUGAAGAAUCGCAGUCCGUGUGGACUUAUGGAGUGAAUGAAGACUCCGCCAGUGAAUCAAAAACUGUUGCUGAACAAUUUUCCGAGCAAUUGGCAGAAAAGCGAAAGGCUCCCGAAGAAGACAUACCUGUUGAAGCGAAGAAACCAAAAUUGGAAACAAAAGAUCUUAAACUAACAAGGCCAGGUUUCAGUGAAGAAAGAUAUGAGGAGACUUCAUAUUAUAUAGAAAAUGGUUUGCGAAAGGUUUACCCUUAUUUUUUCACAUUCACAACCUUUACAAAGGGUCGCUGGGUUGGCGAGAAAAUUUUGGAUGUCUUUUCUCGGGAAUUCCGAGCGCAUCCUCCCGAGGAAUAUCAACGGAGCAUUGAGGCUGGAACAUUACAAGUGAACAACGAAAAGGUACCCAUAGACUACAAGCUAAAGCACAACGAUCUUCUCGCCAAUACGGUUCACAGACACGAAGUUCCUGUUACCUCACAGCAGAUUCAGAUUGUGUACAUGGACGAGGACAUUUUGGUUGUCAACAAACCAGCCUCAAUUCCGGUUCAUCCAUGUGGUCGCUAUAGACACAAUACGAUGAUUUUUAUACUUGCCAAAGAGUUCAAUCUAAAGAAUUUGCGGACGAUACACCGAUUAGAUCGCUUGACGUCUGGGCUCUUGCUUUUCGGCCGGACUUCAGAGAAAGCAAGGCAAAUGGAGCAACAGAUUCGGAACAGACAAGUUCAAAAAGAAUAUGUUUGUUGUGUUGAGGGCCAUUUUCCUGAUGGAAUUAUUGAGUGCAGUGAACCAAUUGAAGUCGUAAGCUAUAAAAUUGGAGUGUGCAAGGUGUCCCCGAAGGGUAAAGAUUGUAAAACAACCUUUCAAAAGAUAUCUCAAAUCGGUGAUUAUAGCAUUGUUCAAUGCAAACCUUUAACUGGACGAAUGCAUCAAAUCAGAGUUCACUUACAAUAUCUAGGCUACCCAAUUGUGAACGAUCCGUUAUACAACCAUGAGGUGUUCGGUCCCUUGAAGGGACGUGGAGGUGAUAUUGGUGGAAAAACUGCAGAUCAAUUAAUAAACGAUUUAAUUACUAUACACAACGCUGAAAAUUGGUUGGGCACAGAUGAUGCUCCAACUAUUCCACUUAAAAAGGUGGAUGACACAGUUUCAGCAAAUAUUAGUGUUGGUGCAUUGCCAACUAAGGACAAUGUAAUUCACCAGCCAAAGGUAAAAUAUUGUACAUUGAUUUCGAUUAAUAUUAAUUUGUUUUUAUGUUGUUUAUUUUCCCAGGUUACUGCAUCUGCUCAAACUGGCUAUGAGGCACCUGAUUGUACUUUUGACGCUGCCAAAGUAACAACAGAUCCCCAUUGUUUGGAAUGCAAGAUGAACUAUAGAGAUCCAAAUACAUCGGAUCUAGUGAUGUAUUUGCAUGCAUGGAAAUACAAAGGUAUUGGCUGGGAGUAUACCACAGAACUUCCGAGCUGGGCUACCAUGGACGAAAAUAAUUUGCUUUUGAACUUGAGGAACAAAAAUUGCUAAAUGCACAUAAACAUACAUAUGUUUAUACACAUAUAUAAUAUUAUAUUAUAUUUGUAAUAAGCAAAUGCCUGGUUGAUCCUAAAAUAUGAGAAAGGAUUACAAAUAUGAAAUGUAAAAUAUAAAGAUCAUAUAAUGUGACCCGACAAUAUGACAACAUUAUCUUAUUUGAGAGCAUUUUCAAAUGUAUUUUUGUCA
Messenger RNA from Drosophila nasuta, 2101 nucleotides. RefSeq names its product pseudouridylate synthase RPUSD2-like. Gene Ontology annotation, biological process: enzyme-directed rRNA pseudouridine synthesis. The record is from RefSeq and is a predicted model, not a curated record. The transcript is spliced from 9 exons. NCBI's taxonomy places the organism in Eukaryota, Metazoa, Arthropoda, Insecta, Diptera, Drosophilidae. Gene Ontology annotation, molecular function: RNA binding; pseudouridine synthase activity. The coding region runs from base 71 to 1906 and encodes 611 amino acids.